Rangifer tarandus platyrhynchus (Svalbard reindeer) is the source of this 1389-nucleotide messenger RNA. NCBI's taxonomy places the organism in Eukaryota, Metazoa, Chordata, Mammalia, Artiodactyla, Cervidae. The record is from the annotation of a GenBank genome assembly.
AUGACGUCAGGGGAAAACCGAACAGGGCGCAUCCACAGUAGGCCCAGCCCCGGCUCUCCCAGCCACGCAAGUUCUCCCCUCCGUGCGACCCGCGCCCCCAUCGCCCAGCCACGUCCUCGCGACCCGCUGAGCGACCCCCCGGCCCCGCCCAGGGCGCGUCCCCACCGCCUCCCCAGCAUCCCGGGCGCCCACUCGCCCGGCGGCGCCCCGCAGCCCCUGGUGACCCGGCCCGCGCCCCCCCCCCCCGCGGCCCGCCCAGUCACCUGGGUCGCGCCCCGAGUCGUCCUGCCCGGGCCACCGGCGCGGCGGGGCCUCGGGGACGCGCGGGGCGGCGCCAGCGGACGGCGGGCUGCGUCUCCAUGGCAGCGCCGCAGGCAUGCCGAGCCGAGCGCCGAGGCCAGGCAGGCGGGCGCGCCGAGCCGGAGUCAUCGAUGGCUCCGCGGGGCGGGCCGGGGGCGGGCCGGGGGCGGGCCGGGGGCGGGCCGGGACUUCCUGCUCGAGCAGGGGCUGCAGAGGGAGGCUGACCUCCCACCGUUACUGUUGGCCUUUGCCCUGUAUUGGUCGUCUCUUUGUGUUGCUGCUUGCGUACUUCUGGGGCUUCCUUUGUCGCUCAGUCGGAGCGGCCAGGCCAGCGGGAGGAACGGGGCACGCAGCCUGGCGGGGCGUCGGCACAGACCUGUCCUGUCCGCAGCCACAAAGAAAAUCCAGGGUGUGUCUGCUGGAAGCCCAGGUCACUGCGAGUCAGGAAGGCGCAGGCGUUGGCUCAGUAACACACAGUGGGGAGGCCCAGGUCUCCUGCCUUGGCUCCCCUCCGGGCUAAGCCUGACCAUGUGGGCGCUGCGCAGCGCCUGGCCACGGGGCAGCCAGGUGGCCACAGUGCCCGCUGCUCCCACCAGGGGGCGGCAGACGAUCGCCCGUGCAGGUCUGUCCUGCCCGAAGGACCACGCAGAGGCCCCCAACACGACGAGGGCCACCUCCCGAACUCCUCCUGAAACGCAAGAGGGGCGCAGAGACCACGACCGGCCGUCGCUCCACAGGCGAGGUCGCGCGCCCGGGGCGCAGAGGUUCCCCAAAGUCCUGGUGCCUCUCGGAGAAAGUCCGCGGGCCCGGGGCCGCGGCCGCGCCGCUGCCCCCGCCCUGCGCUACUUCGGAGAGCUGCCGCGGGGCAGGAAGCGGGGCGAACAAAGCGGCGGCGGCGAGGGCGGCCCAGGCCCCGGACGCGCCGAGCGAGCGACCCUCCGGGCCUUUGUCUCGGGCGGGGCAGAAGCUGCGGCGGCCGCGGGGCGCCCCGAGCGAAGAAUGCGGCGCCGGGCGGCGCGGAUCGAGGGGCGCUGCGGCGGUCGGCUGCGCGGAGCCCGGCCCGGGGCCUGGAGGGACUUGUGUGUGUGA